GGUCAUACCAUGGGCGUCCAUUCGUACACGGCAAAGUCAACACAGGGAAGUCCUUCCUCUGCGGCUACUGUGCUCUAUUAUUUUAUCUCUCUCUUUCAUCUUUCUGCUUUCCGUCAUUGGACUUGGCGGACUUUUUCACCAUCUGCUUGAUUGCUUGCCUCUUGCCCAAAUAUAUCUCCUUUUCUUUGGAACUCUCAUCAUAUUGAUCAAAAAGAGAGGAAAUAAUCAUUGUUUCAGACUCUUCUUCUGAGGGAGCCGAUUUCUGCGGGAAAGUUGGGAUUUUGCGGCGUGGUUCGUGGUCAAAAUCGCAUUUUUGGGACCGGAAGGUGGAAUAGAUGUUGAUUAUUUAGCGGGAGGGGAAGAGGAAUUAGGGUUUAGAUGGAUAGGUUUUGCUGCUUCAAGGGCUCCAGCUCUCAGCUUGCAGGUCAUUCUUCAGGUGAUGCUGGUAAAGGGAAAAGCUGUCAAGGACACAUGAAAAUUAUAUAUGGAUUUAGUCUUGUAAAGGGGAAGGCAAAUCAUCCAAUGGAGGAUUAUCAUGUUGCCAAAUUUGUCCACACGAGAGGGCAGGAGCUUGGGUUGUUUGCUAUAUUUGAUGGUCAUUUGGGAGAUAAUGUGCCUGCCUAUUUGCAGAAGCAUCUAUUUGCCAAUAUUCUGAGUGAGGAAGAAUUUUGGACUAACCCGGAAAGUGCCAUUUCAAAAGCCUAUGAGAAGACUGACAAGGCAAUUCUUUCACACAGUCCUGAUAUAGGACGGGGGGGUUCUACUGCUGUUACUGCAAUUCUCGUGGAUGGUAGGAAGUUAUGGAUAGCCAAUGUUGGCGAUUCACGAGCAGUCCUUGCAAAAGGUGGAAAGGUGAUACAGUUGACAGUUGAUCAUGAACCAAACACUGAGCGUGGGAGUAUCGAGACAAGAGGUGGCUUUGUUUCAAACAUUCCAGGAGAUGUCCCAAGAGUUAAUGGCCAAUUAGCUGUUUCCCGUGCUUUUGGGGAUAAGAGCCUCAAGUCACACCUGCGGUCAGAUCCUGACAUAUGCUUUCAAGAUUUGACUGCUGAUACUGAGCUGCUUAUCCUUGCGAGUGAUGGCCUCUGGAAGGUCGUGAGCAAUGUGGAGGCUGUUGAUAUUGCUCAAAAGAUUAAGGACCCACAAGCAGCAGCAAGGCAAUUAACCACUGAAGCAUUGAAUAGAGACAGCAAAGAUGACAUUUCAUGCAUUGUUGUUCGGUUCAAAGCAUAGAAAACAGUUGAUUCUUUCAGUUUAUGGUCUCUCUGAGAUCUCCAUUGUUCGAGAGAAGUCAUCUAUAGAUGGCUAUUAACAGCAUAAAGUUGAGUAGGUUAUGUGCAAUGAAGUCUGCGGUAUAACACCAAAUGUUGGGAUGCAAAAUGAGUUCUUGCACCCUUCUUGCUCUCUUGUAAAUGCUUUGAUCCUUUUGUGCCAAAAAAAAUGCUUUCAUCCUCAAUUAGUUAUUAGCCGAGUGUGAUAUUUUUUGAUUCCUUUAGUAGAUUAGUUAAUAAAAGUGUCCCUUGCUUUCAACCGUGUGGUGACAAGAUGGCCUUCUGGGACAGGCCUGAGUGUGAUAUUGGUUGCAUUUCCUGCCUUUUUUUCUUUCUUUUUUUCUAUAUUCUGCUAUAAGUUACAAUGAAAGCCAGACUCUGUUGGUGAAAUUAAAUUUCUUGUUUUAGUGA
This is a messenger RNA of Elaeis guineensis (African oil palm), 1682 nucleotides long. Lineage: Eukaryota; Viridiplantae; Streptophyta; Magnoliopsida; Arecales; Arecaceae. The record is from RefSeq and is a predicted model, not a curated record.